This is a messenger RNA of Plectropomus leopardus (leopard coralgrouper), 4027 nucleotides long. RefSeq names its product CD82 molecule b (gene cd82b). Lineage: Eukaryota; Metazoa; Chordata; Actinopteri; Perciformes; Serranidae. Gene Ontology annotation, cellular component: plasma membrane. The record is from RefSeq and is a predicted model, not a curated record.
CACACUCACAGACGGACAGAGACAGACACACACACGGCUUGUUCCUCAACAGACAGUUAAGUCAUUUAGCAAGCAACACAGAGGACGGUCGACCCCUCACUCAGCUGUUUCCACUCUUGGACAAAAGGUCAAAAAGCGCAGCUAUGGGGAAAGGAUGCAUCACAGUCACCAAGUACUUUCUAUUCCUCUUCAACCUCCUCUUCUUUAUCUUUGGAGCGUUGAUCAUGGGCUUUGGCCUGUGGGUCCUCUUUGAUAACCAGAGCUUCAUUGCUGUUCUACAGGAAUCGUCAGACACAGUGAAGGUGGCUUCUUACAUCCUCAUCGGAGUGGGUUCCUUGUCAAUGGCCAUGGGCUUCUUCGGCUGCAUAGGAGCCAUCUACGAAAUCCGUUGUCUGCUGGGUCUGUACUUCACCUGCCUCCUACUCAUCCUCAUUGCUCAGGUCACUGCAGGAGUUCUCAUCUACUUCCAGAGAGAUCGGUUGAAAUAUGAAAUGUCCAACAUCAUAAAGGGCAUGAUAACCAACUACACUGGCCAGAACAGGACCACAGAGCACACCUGGGACUACAUUCAGAGGACGAUGAAGUGCUGUGGAUGGACUGGUCCAGGCAACUGGUCUGAGAACACUUUGAUCAAGAAUAGCACCGAGAACCUCUACCCAUGUUCCUGUCGCAAUGAGACCUUGCCUGGCACGGACAUCAAGGACGUAGGCCUGUGUAACCACCUGUCCACAGAUGUACCCGUCUAUGAAACGGGCUGUAUAACCAGCGUGGAGAAAUGGCUCCUGGACAACUGUGGAGUUAUUCUGGGAAUCUGUGUCGGUGUGGCAGUUGUGGAGCUCCUCGGGAUGAUCCUCUCCAUGUGUCUGUGCAAGAGUGUCGUCCAGGAGGAUUAUACCAAAGUACCAAAGUACUGAGCUGAAGACAGAGCCAGCUUCACACCUCACACAGAUGGAUGGACUCCUUUCCUCUCUUCCUCCCUCUCUCUCCCUCUCUCUUGCUCUCUCUUUCUCUCCAUGCCUCACAUUGUUAUGAACACACACAAAUUAAGACAGCUGUCUCCACCAUUCGAGCUUCUCCUGCCUUGACAGCUGUGCAGAUUUCUCACGCCCCAUAUGUCACAUACACACACACAAGCACACACACCUCUCAAUCAAGUUUUGACACACUUGUUGGACAAGUCCACAAGUUAUCAUUAUGGUCUUAUUAGAUGUGUUUUUUCAGGAGGCAUUUGUGUUGUUUCUGACAUUUGGUGUAAGCCUGAGAAUUUUGUGGUUUGAUACUAUGCAAAUGUUCAUUUAUGCAUUUAGUUUUUCUCCGCUGACCUCAAUGAAGCGCUUAACAUAGAUAGUAGAGAGAGCACUUUAGUAGUGACAUUUGGUGAGCUGAGAGCAUCCUCUGACUCUGAGGCAUGGAGAUGAGAGGGAGAUGGGAGGGUGUGUGCGUGGUAGACGCUCUCAAGGAUUAAUGCCACUCUGUGAUCCUGCAGCUGGUAUUUUUGGUGCAGAGUGUGGAGGAGAGGCCCAGGGCAGGGCUGCUGUGGUGGAGCUUUUGGCUUCUGUCAUCAGCUCCUUGUACCCGGUAGCCCUGAUAUUAACCUCCGUUUACACCCACCGCCACCACCUCCUCCUCCCUCCAGCUCUCCAUCAUCUGUAACGUCUCUAAAUCAUGUCCUCCUCUCGGGUGUGUCUGACUGGUAACCGGUAGCUUUCCAAAAUGACUAGUUUUGCAUGAAGUAAGUGUGUGUAUGAUGUGUUGAGUGAGUAUUUUAUUUCCUAUUUUAUAUUCUCAUGUCUUCUCUGUUUUUUUUUACAACUGUAUAUAUAUGACUGGUAGGGAUUAUGGCACACCAGUGCUUGGUCAGCGUUUUAUAUGGGAAAGCCGUCACCCACAUGCUCUUGUUUUAAGAGUCAUAUUGUUCUUCGAUUCCUCUCUAUUGUUUAUGAUGUACAGAAUGUGGCUGCCACCGCAGCUCGUCAGCACUAUUUAGGUCUGAAUCAGAGAAGUUGGAGCCCUCAGAGUGAAUCUGUGCUUACUCUUGGAACUAUGUUUUCAUUCCUUCAGCAUAGCAUGAGUUCAUGAACAACCUAUCAUAGCGCCUGCACUGUACAUUUUUAUUUAAACUCCUCACACCUGCCUUCAUUUUGAAAAACCCUGUUUUUUUACCAUCAUAGCAGCUGUGCGACCACAACGGAUUUUCCCUUCUCUGCACAAUUGUUUGUUUUCCCCAGAAGUCAUUUUGCUUGGUUUUCAUAUUAUCGGUAACAAGAGCAGAGAAAAACGCUGGAAGCUGGCAUUGAUUGCAUAUUUUAGAGGCCGCGAUGACCAGAAAAUGUUCGUCAACUCAUGCUGCCUUUGCUUAAAAAGACAUUGCUUUGAGUUUCCUCAUGCCACUUCUCGUCAUCUCAGUUCUUCCACUUAAUUUCAAACACACUAUUGUUGCUGAAUUCAUGGUUGAUUUAGUGUAUAGAUUGCACUUUUAUGUGAUUAAUGUCUCGCAUGAGUCAUUUCAAAUCAUGUGCAUCAUGCUGUAAUGACACAAGAGGGCAGAAAGUGUCCAGUAAAGAAAAAAAAGAACAAUUGUAGCUGUUAGAGUUACUGUCAGCCUUUAUUUUAUGACCUGCCAAAUUUAAAAAAAUAAUAAUAAUUUAUCUUAAUAAGAGAUGAAGGCUUUUUUUAUUGUGUUUAAGAUGUUUUUACACUUUUACAAAAAAAGAUUCUGUUUAGUAGAAGAAAUAUUUUACGUCAUGUUUAAAAACAAAUGUUUCUUUUUGUUAUUGAGAACUAUUAAUAAACCUGAACCCACUAGAAUCUGUUGAGCAUUUCUAUCUUUUUGUGUUUUUUAAACCCAAGUUAAACAGUGCUAACAGAACUUGACAUGUAGACUUAGAUUUUGUUGGGUGGGUUAGUUUGAUCGACUGUUGUCUUACCUAAAGUAGCCAGAAGAUGGCAGUAUAUAUUAAACAGUGUUACAGAUCAGACAGAAAUAUAUUUGAAUAAGAUGAGCAGAAUUAGUAUGUUAUGGUGCUUUAAGUGUAAAAGGAAAGAUUCAUUAUCAGUGGAUUCAUUAUGUUAUAAAAAAGCUGAUUUGUAGAAGCUGCAGGUUUAAUUAGUUUAAUGCAGAUUCUUGAGAAACCACUUAUUUCACUACCUCCCAGCUCUACAUCUCUCAGCUAAUUCAUUUCUCUUUUUUAUUAUUAUUUCCCAAUUUAGCCUUUGUAUUUUCUUGUUAAUUUAGUCUGACUACCUGGUGGCUUAACAGAACAAAGAGCUCCACUUCCUUUCAUUUCAGUAUGAUAACGGGAUUUUUACAAAAGACCCCCUCUCGAUAAGUGCAGUGACUCUUAUCAAGGAAAGGAAGCCGCGUGAUGUCAUGUCAUGCCAAGAGUUAAUACCUCACCACUGACUCACCAGUGCUGCCUUUUAAGCAAAAUAAUGCAAUCACAGCAGCGACCCUGCUGCUCUAAUCCACUAUUGUCUAGGACACUUAACCUCGGUAUAAUGAGUACAGCUUAGUGCUCUCUCUGGAGACUGUUUUCACGAAACUAGACAGAAACGCAUCUCAUCAGGGAGCUUCGUCCACACUGCCAAACAUCAACUUCUCAUUAAUAACACCAUGUUAGACUUUAGAACAACUGUGGGCUACAUGGAGGAAAAAAACAUGGAGAGUGUCCAUAAAGUGGAUUAAAAGUGUUAUUGGACGAAAGAAAGGAUCUUCAUCAGGCGAUAGGACAUGACAAGGAACAAAGGGAAUAAUUUUGGCACAAAACUGAUCACAUCUUGUUGACAUUAUAGUCACAUAAUAGUCAGCAGCACUUGCAGACAAUCCUCCAAAACAUCUAAAUAGCUACAAAAUCAUACAUUAUUCUUGCAAUUGAGAAUUGAGGGGAAACGUGCUUGAAAAAUGUUCAAGUGGCGAUUUUCAAUAUAGCUUACUGUUCUCUGUCUAUAUAGAUUUGUCAACCCUAUUCUUACUGCAUCAUUGUUUCAGCAAGUAAUUUACCCAAUAAAAUGUUUCAGUUAUUCACAG